Molecule: messenger RNA, 1567 nt
Organism: Pimephales promelas (fathead minnow)
Lineage: Eukaryota; Metazoa; Chordata; Actinopteri; Cypriniformes; Leuciscidae
Source: RefSeq, a predicted model, not a curated record
AUGAUUGGUCCCUUCGACAAUCCUCCUUUCGAAGUUUUUCGUAUCAGCCCCAUUGGAGUGGCCACAAGAAAAUUUUCAGGUAAAAAACGCCUUAUAAUUGAUCUAUCAGCUCCACAUGAUUCCCCGUUCCCAAGCAUUAACAGCUUGAUCCCCCUUGACGAAUUUUCUCUCAAAUACCAUGACGUAGAUCAGGCGAUCGACAUGAUAAAAACUGCGGGUCGGGGAGCUUGGCUGGCAAAAAUCGACAUCACUUCUGCCUUCAAAGUGAUGCCCAUCCAUCCAGAUUCAUGGCACUUAUUCGGUGUACGCUGGCAAGGAAAAUUUUAUUUUUCCGUACGCUUAACUUUCGGAUGCAAAAGCAGCCCCAAAAUUUUCGACACGCUAUCAGAAGCUGUUUGCUGGAUUUUGUCUAACAAUUACGCGAUUCCUCACCUCAUCCACUUGCUAGAUGAUUUCCUAAUCAUUUCGCCUCCCGAUGCCAUCCCAGCCGCGCAUUUCCUCACCGUUCAAAAUGUUUUUUCGGAGCUUGGGAUCCCCAUCGCCCAGGAGAAAACCAUGGGUCCCACCACAUCCAUCGAAUUCCUCGGCAUUAACUUAGAUUCAGUACAAUUCCAGGCUUCCCUGCCAAAGGAAAAAAUUGACAGGAUCAUACUCGUCUCAUCUACCCUCAUUGACCGCUCAAAUUGCUCCAAACGCGAACUCUUAUCCCUGCUCGGCCACCUAAACUUCGCAAUGCGCAUCAUUCCACAAGGCCGCCCUUUCAUUUCGCAUCUCCUCUCACUCGCCUCUUCAGUAAACGCACUAGAAGACCUAAUUUCCAUAUCUCAGACGUGCCGCGAUGAACUCAGGUUAUGGAUAACUUUCCUUAAACAGUGGAAUGACCUGUCCUUUUUCUAUAACAAUCUCGUUUUAUCUCCAGUCGAUAUCCAAUUAUUUACAGAUGCGGCCCCCUCAAUCGGCUUCGGAGGUUUCUACCAAGGACACUGGUUCGCAUCUCCGGGGCCCCCCCAACUCCAAGACACGACUCAGUCCUCAGCCCUAUUUGAGCUCUACCCUCUCGUGGUAGCAACCUUCCUGUGGGGGAAAGAAUGGGCCACCAGCAGCGUUUUAGUGCAUUGUGACAAUGAAGCAACUGUUGAAUGCAUUAAUAAAGGCCGUUCCCAUUCACCCGCCCUGAUGCCACUCUUAAGACGCCUAAUCUGGAUCUCAGCGUGUGAUCAGUUUAUCAUAAUUGCCAAACAUAUCCCCGGGUCUGAAAAUCAAAUCGCUGACUCCUUGUCUCGUUUUCUGUUUCAGAAAUUCAGGACGCUGGCUCCAGAGGCAGACCAAUUCCCAACUCCAGUACCUCACUAUUCAGAACUAAUAUUCCCGUAACCCACCCUCUAAAACAACUCCUCGACGCAUCACUGGACACCAUCCUCCAAGCAGUUUCUCCCAGGACCCUCCAAUCUUAUGUGACAGCUUGGAGGUGUUUUAAAGCAUUCCACUUCUCAUACAACUUGCCAUUCCCUGAUUUUUCUCUCCUUUCAAUCACCUCAUUCAUCUCCUACCUUAACAGCAUUAAGGG